AUGGCUUCUUCUUAUGCAGCUGAUGUCAUGUGGCCCAGGUGGGCAGAACAAGAUAGAGACAGUCCGAAGUCCAACGUCACAGGGCCUGGGCAGUCAGAACACCACCAAGAUUAUGAUGCCCAGUCCCAGGAGGCUGAGUUGGGCAAAGCAAGCCUUAGAGGAUCCCCAAUCUGGUGCUAUGUGGCAUGGGUGUGGCUGACAACUGCUGAGACAAUCUUAGACACCCAGAAGCCCUGGGCAAACCACUUCGAACAAUCAGAAUAUUCACUUGAAAACCUGGCAUGCAGUAUCAUGGACCUCAUUGGUGCAGGAACAAAGACAAUGAGCUCAACAUUGAGAUAUGCUCUCCUCCUUCUGAUUAAGUAUCCACAUGUCACAGCUAAAGUCCAGAAAGAGAUUGACCGUGUGAUUGGCAGACAUCGCAGCCCCUGCAUGCAGGAUAGAAGUCACAUGCCCUACACAGAUGCCAUGAUUCAUGAGGUACAGAGAUUCAUUGACUUUGUCCCGACCAACCUGCCCCAUGCAGUGACCUGUGACAUUAAAUUCAGGAACUACCUCAUCCUGAAGGGAACAAAGGUGUUAACAUCACUGACAUCAGUGCUGCAUGACAGCAAGGAGUUCCCCAACCCAGAGAUGUUUGACCCUGGCCACUUUCUAGAUGAGAAUGGAAACUUUCAGAAAAGUGACUACUUUUUGACUUUCUCAGCAGGAAAACGAGCUUGUGUUGAGGAGGGCCUGACCCACAUGGAGUUGUUUCUAUUCUUGACAACCAUUUUACAGAACUUUAAACUGAAAUCUCUGGUUCAACCAAAGGAGAUUGAUACGAGGCCAGUUCUGAAUGGUUUUGCCUCUCUGCCACCCACUUACCAGCUCUGCUUCAUUCCUUCCUGAAUAGAUCAGGCAUUUUGGCUUCUACUGUGUUGCCUUCUGCAAUCCCCUUCAGGUCUUUAUAUAGUCCCUUCCCUCUAUCAUCCAUCCUGACUCUUGUCUUAAGAUCCAGAAAGCACAUGCAGUUUCUGGAGUUAUAGCACAAAUCCACUUGUAUUAUCUCUUUCAUAUAACAAUUUAUGAUCCCUUGUGUCAUUGUGUAUCCAUUCCUGAGUUAAAAUAAAGCUUCACUAUAAAAUAAUAA
Molecule: messenger RNA, 1132 nt
Organism: Rattus norvegicus (Norway rat)
Lineage: Eukaryota; Metazoa; Chordata; Mammalia; Rodentia; Muridae
Source: RefSeq, a predicted model, not a curated record